Messenger RNA from Sycon ciliatum, 2508 nucleotides. Its product is annotated as complement receptor type 2-like. Lineage: Eukaryota; Metazoa; Porifera; Calcarea; Leucosolenida; Sycettidae. The transcript is spliced from 9 exons. The coding region runs from base 513 to 1769 and encodes 418 amino acids. The record is from RefSeq and is a predicted model, not a curated record.
GUUGGAUUUCAGCUAGCUGCCCUUGCCCACGCCAACUGACUGGUUACUUGCGCGAUUGAAUUGCGUGCCACAAGGUGAAAAUCUCCUUGCUUGAGCUAAACUGCAGCAAAGCGAAGAACAUCUUGUCUGAGACAAGUUGAGCUUCGACGUUGUGCUUCGACCAGCCAAAUAGCGUUUCGGGUUUGCACAAAAUAAAAAAUAUUGUUACUUGGACUGUGGGAUAGGCUCUGAGGUUCGCACUCCGAUUACAUUCAGCGGCGGAGGAUUUUAGUUCAGUGGAAACUGGUGCCCAUCGGCAUUGGCACAUUUCGAUUGCUUUGGCGGGCCGGUACUCCGUCGAGGUCUGGAAACUAACUUAGUGCGAGGCGAAUGCUCGGAAGCUGGAGCCACACGCACACCUUCGUAUCCAUUGACAUUGUCCUUGAGAGGUGCUCAAGUGUCCGUGUUGUGGCCAGUCUGCUCGGCUAGUCCCGUUAUUCCCAAACACCCAUCCCGUCACUUCAUAGCACAGAAUGGCUACGUUGGUAAGCAUCGCCGGCCCAAUGCUGAUGCUGCCGCUCCUGCUGCUGCUUCUGGCAACCAGUUUGAAUGCUCAGAGUAGCAGUGACCGGCUGAAGGUGGUAGAUCCGGACUCUCAGCCUAACCGCGUCGACUACGUACUGCUGCAAGCGUUCUGCCAGCGCCAGGACGUCACCACCCAGUGCCCGUCUGGCGUCCAGUACUGCGCUGGCGACACGGAAUGCCCGCUCAGGUAUGUCUGCUCGUGCGGACAGGGCUGUGGUCAGCUGACAUGCAUGCUGCCACCCAAUGUGCAAGUUUGCACAUCGCACCCGAUCCCGAGAGAUGGAUUUACGCUCAAUCGAGUCAACAGCGUGGAGUUCUUCUGCGACGAAGGCUUCGAACUGAGCGGUGCCCAGCGCAAGACCUGCCGCCAAGGCGCCUGGUUCCCGGCUGAUGACUUUCCGCGAUGCGUGCCAUCAUUUUGUCCAGCGGACAACGACUUGGUCAAUGGCUCUACUAUGUACGAACCUGCCAACGAGAAGCAACGCUACAACACCACCGCCACUCACAGAUGCGAUAUAGGAUUCACCUUGGUCGGUACCCGUGUGAGAACUUGCCGCUCUGAUGACACUUGGAGCGCACCGAUGCCCGAGUGCAAACGUGACGGCUACUGGACGGAUUUCUCCGAUUGGAGCGAGUGCGAUGCCCAGUGUGACCGCGGACUGCAGACACGGUCGCGCACCUGCGUUCCACCUGAAGAAGGAGCACGGGCAUGUCCCGAACGAGACAUUUCCGAGAUCAGAGUCUGCGACACGGGAAAGCAAUGCGAAACUGCCCGGCUUGGCUGCUUCACGCAGCCGCCGUGGAACCCGGACCGGCCCGUAACGCGCGUGGACUUCACGCACGCGCAGCUGGACCGCGUGCACCGUUGCCUGCACCGCUGCCGUCGCCACGGCACUACCUACGCCACCGUGCACGGCCAGAUGAACUGCUGGUGCUUCGACGAGUACCGCGUCGACGGCGUGGUGCCCAACUGCCAGAGCUCUUCGCAGCUGUACGAAGUCUUCCCUGUACCGCAGGCUGUCGGUUGCUACCGUCAAGUGCAGACGGUUGUUGCCGAGGAGGUUCCCACCACAAUCUAUGUCCGGCAGCGGUUCACUACGAAGUGCGGCUGGUGGGGCUGGAGUCGCUGUACCCGAUUCAGAUCCAUCCCGCAGCCAUCAACAAUCACUCGUUAUCGUUUCAAUACCAAGACGGUGAAGUGCUGAGGAGACGGAGGACGGGACGGUUGCGUACACUUGGAACCGCUGCUCCGUCAACUGUAGCGAUAGUUUCGAAUCCCCGAAUCAGGGAAAUGCUGCAGCGCCCCAGCGCUUGUGUAUAUGUAUGCUUGUGACUAGUAGAUCAGUACAGGGGCUCAGUGAACACGAGCUAACAUUCAUGAUGGUAACUCUCCGCGUGUCGUGUCGGCUCCAUGAAAUCCGUCUAUAUUCGCCCACGAGAGCGAUUCCCCUUGCUAUUUCUCGAUCAGCCAAUGCGUUGUAGUGCUUGGGUCUCUUCGAUGGCAUGCCAAGAUUCCCCUUGCUCCUUUUCGGGCGGCCAUGGUAAUAUAUGGGUGGCUUCGAGGGCACGCCAAGCUAGUGCUUCAUUAUUAAGCUCAAUACUGAUAGGCUGUACUAAACAAUAUCCUUGAUACAAGUACAAGGAGACAACAAACUAGAAUUGUUCUAUAAUGCUGAUAAAUGAUACUAUUGUAGCAGUACUCCCCCCUCCCAAACAUAUAUAUAUUUUAUUAGAAGAUAUGUGCAGAGCGCAGUGACUUCAAGUGUCAGUUUGAGCACUCUGGCAAGGUGAGCUCAGGCCUGAUUUAAAUCUGGCCUUGGAAAUUAACUUCUCAUUGCCAUCAGGUUUGGCCUCAUUCUCGCUUUGCUGCUGCGCUGAAGAGUCCACAAAGGACUUUCCCAGAAAAGAAUCACUUUACAGAGACAAAAAGCAAUUGAAAUCUGA